AUGAACGCAGAUAGACGACAAUAUACCCCAAAAGUGCAAAACUCAGAAGAGCCACGAGAAGCAAUUGUGCGGCCCCAAGCAGACACUAGGUUUAAAACGACAGACGUGACCAACACCAAAGGAAAUGAAUGGGAAGACUACUUCUUAAAGAGAGAGCUUCUCAUGGGGAUUUUCGAGAAAGGCUUUGAAAGGCCAGCUCCUGUGCAAGAAGAAAGCAUCCCCAUUGCUCUUGCUGGACAGCAUAUUAUAGCAAGAGCCAAAAACGGGACGGGGAAGACUGCCGCCUUUGUAAUCCCGAUCCUGGAGAAAUGUGACACGUCUCAGAACUACAUCCAAGCCUUGGUCCUCGUCCCCACAAGAGAACUAGCGCUGCAGACUAGCAAUGUAAUCAAGGAAAUCGGAAAACACAUGAACGUGCAGUGCAUGGUCACUACUGGGGGCACUUCAUUGAGAGACGACAUCUACAGGCUUUAUAAAACAGUCCACAUCCUUGUGGGAACCCCUGGAAGAGUUUUAGACCUCGCUUCCAAGCACGUUGCGGACCUGUCCAAAGCACAAAUCUGUGUUAUGGACGAGGCUGACAAGCUGAUCUCACCUGACUUCCAGCCCAUCAUCGAGAGGCUGCUCGUGUUCCUCCCUGCUGACCGCCAGAUCUUGUUAUACUCCGCAACGUUCCCAGUGACUGUCAAAGAGUUUGUGCUCCGAUACUUGCCCGAGCACCACGAAAUCAACCUGAUGGACGAACUUACAUUAAUUGGCGUCACGCAGUACUACGCCCACGUGCAAGAAAAGAAAAAAGUCCACUGCUUGAACACGCUGUUUUCCAGGCUGCAGAUCAACCAGGCCAUGAUUUUUUGCAACUCCACACUUCGUGUGGAGCUACUUGCCAAGAAAAUAACAGAACUAGGCUACUCCUGCUUCUUCAUACACGCCAAAAUGCAACAACAAGACCGAAAUAGGGUCUUCCACGACUUCAGAAAUGGCGGCUGCCGCUGUUUGGUGUCUUCUGACCUAUGUACGAGAGGGAUUGACAUUCAGACUGUAAAUGUCGUCAUCAAUUUUGACUUCCCCAAGAACGCUGAAACGUACUUGCAUAGGAUUGGCAGGUCAGGGAGGUUUGGCCACCUUGGGCUGGCAAUCAAUUUCAUAACUGAAGAGGAUAAAGAAAACUUAUUCGCGAUCGAGCAAGAACUGGACACUGAGAUCAAGCCAAUCCCACCAAUUAUUGAUAAGUCUUUAUAUACCUAA
Messenger RNA from Blepharisma stoltei, 1248 nucleotides. Lineage: Eukaryota; Ciliophora; Heterotrichea; Heterotrichida; Blepharismidae. The record is from the annotation of a GenBank genome assembly.